GUUUAGUUUCCUAAUCUUUAUCAGCUCUCUCUUUGGCUGUCUCCCAAAUAAGAAAAUAUCCUUCUGUGUCAGCAACGAAAUAAUUUUCCAGGCUUUUUUGCAAUCAUUUUAGGAUUUUUUCCUUAUCGGCGGAAAAAUGAUUGAGUCCACAAAGAAUCCCUUAAGGGAAACCAACACUGGCGACAAGCUGUGCUUUGACAAAAAUGAAUUUUUAAAGACAAACUUCUCGGUGGAUGAGUUCCUGCACAAGAAUCGCAAUGUUUCCAGCUUGGAAUUGUUGCGAGAUGAUCUGGGUCUUUAUUUGAAAAGUUUACGGGCAUCUAUGAUUGAUUUAAUCAAUGAAGACUAUGAAGAUUUUGUUAGUCUGUCGGCAAAUUUGGUUGGGCUAGAUCAAUUGAUUGACACCAUUGAAAAGCCACUGGAAGAGUUUCGUGAGGAAAUUCUUGGCAUAAAGACAAUUAUCGAUGAAAAUAUUGCUGAUAUACGUCAGAACCUUAAUGCCAAACGUGAAUUGCGAGAGAAAAGAAGAAACCUACAAAGCCUGAAAAAGGUGUAUGAAACAACACACAAGCUGGAAGAUUUGCUGGCAAAUCAACUUAAGGAUGAGACUAAAAUUGUGGAUUUAGAAAGGGCAGCUUUGGAUUUGGUGCAGUUGAAAUUUAAUGAAAAAUUUUGCAGUGAAUACUUAAAUACAGACGCCCAGACGGGUAUAAGAAAUUUGGAAUCGGAAGUUCACAAAAAACUAAGAGCCUUGCUGAAGUCUGCCAUCAACAAAUCCAAUGCAAACUGUUCGGAAGCACUGGAACGUUGCUUGCGGAUCUAUAUAACUUUGGAUGCAUGUCGCGAUGCUGAGUUGGCUUUCAAAGAAGAUAUUGUGGCACCGUAUAUGUCAGAAAUCAUAUCUGAACAUAGCUUGCAGCAGACACCACAAGGUCUGGCGGGAAUAUACAGCAAAGUUCUUAAUUUCAUUUCAUUGUAUAUGACUGAUCUGUUGCGCCUUACCCAAUAUACCGAUAAGUUAAAGGGUUUCAACUUUGUGGUCAAUAGUUUUUGGUCCGAUGUUGAAAUGCGUUUGGAAAAUCACAUGUCGUCUAUAUUUGCUCCUGGCAAUUCUGAAGUAUUUUAUGCUAAAUACAAAUGUACUCAAGAUUUUUUGAGCAAAAUUGAAGAACUUCUUGCGAAUCCAGAAUCUGUUGAGGUAUUUCGUCAGCACAAGCAGACAAAGGCUUUUCAAGGACGUUGGAAUCUACCGGUGUAUUUUCAGAUUUGUUUUCAGGAAAUUGCUGGUAAAUUUGAGGCAAUAUUGGAGCCACCCUUGUCGGAUGAUAUGUUGAAUGUAACUUCGGAACACUUUCAAUUGAAACCAUUUACAAAAGCCCUACUCGCCAUUAAGUCGUGUUGGAUGGAGGGUGUAUUUCUUCAGGAACUUUUUCCAAAAUUCUAUAAACUUCAUGUACAGAUACUAUUACGUUUGUGCCACUGGAUAGAAGUAGUACUUCGAAGCAUCACCUCCAAAAACACCGCUGCCGCACCCUCAUUGAAAAUGAAAAAUACAAUUUUACUGACAGCUUUACAUUCCGAUAUCAACAAAUUAAUUAAACUGCUUAACGAGCAAGAACAUGAAAUGGUUCUGGCGAAUUUAAAAACAACCACUAUGCAAAGAAUUCAACCCACUCAAUUGGAUCUUGUCAAAGAUGCAGUCUCAAAAUCUUUUAAUGAUUUAAAAGAUAAUUUCUCCCAGCAUCUGUUGGGUAUUAAACAAGCCAUUGUUGAUAGUUUGAUUACGGAAUGUGGUCCGGAUAAUGUCAAACAGGUUAAUGAUUUGCCUCGACUCUAUCGCAAAACCAAUCGUGAGGUACCAACACGUUGUUCCACAUAUGUGGAACAAAUGCUGAAGCCCAUGAAAUCCUUUACCGAUGAAUACAAUGACAAAUUGGACAAGGCAACAAUGCACAGUAUUUUGGAACUGGUUUUGAACAAGAUCACAGCGGAUUAUCUUGAAGCCGUUAAAGAAGUCUUGACGUCAGUCCAAAAAACCGAGGAAUCUUUGCGCCGUCUAAGAAGUCUAAAGGGCAAUGGGCAACAACCUAUGCCGGCCGCGGGUGGCACAAUGUCAGAUGAUGAUAAAAUACGCUUGCAGUUACGCGUCGAUGUCUCCUCAUGGACAAAUGAAUUAUCAAAACUUGGUUUUAUGCCCACCGAUGUUGCCCAAUUAAUGGAGCUGAACAACGUGGUAGAAGAGAGUAUAAAAGGAAAGUAGUCAUCACAAAUAAAAACAACAAAAAAUAUUCACUAAAUAUUUUUAAUAGAUGCAAUAUUUAUUCAUAGAGAAACACACGACAUAUACAAAUAUAUUCCAUAUAUAAAAAUAAAGCGCAUUUUUAAUACGGAAUAUAAGUA
Musca domestica (house fly) is the source of this 2400-nucleotide messenger RNA. RefSeq names its product conserved oligomeric Golgi complex subunit 2 (gene Cog2). The transcript has 4 exons. Gene Ontology annotation, biological process: Golgi organization; intra-Golgi vesicle-mediated transport; protein transport. Bases 137 to 2260 code for a protein of 707 amino acids. Lineage: Eukaryota; Metazoa; Arthropoda; Insecta; Diptera; Muscidae. Gene Ontology annotation, cellular component: COG complex; membrane. The record is from RefSeq and is a predicted model, not a curated record.